CCCCAGCGAUCCAGGGAAGCUCCGACUCCCACCCGCCCCUGAGACGGCUCCGCUCUGGGAAUAUGGCCGGAACCAGCCCCAGCUUCAAUAAGGACGCGACAUCACGGUGGCGAGGAGGAAGUGUCCCCUGGCCGCUGACUGAGGGGAGCAUGGGGCUGGUCACUCCAUCCCCACAGGGGACACCAUCAUGGAUGGGGCACAGGGUGGGCAGCACCAGUGUGGGGUCCGCACCCUUUGUCAACAGGCCCGGGGUGCCGGGGCCAUUCUCCGGCCAAACCACCAUCGUGGCCCACACUGACGUGGGCUCCGGACAGAAGCCACGGCCCGGCCGUCCGAGGAGGGGCUUCGCCUACAUCACCAUCACGGCCAGGAGGGUGGGAUCCCAUGCCUCUGACCCGGCCCAGACCCCCCAGGGAGCUGCCGGAGACCCUCUCCACAUGAUGUUUGUCAGGGGCGAGCAGCUGGGGAAAGCCCCCACCCACCCCACUGGACACGUCCACCUCACUGGCCCAGCCCACCUCACCAGCCAUGGACAAGGCCAUGGACACCUCUCCAGCGACGUCCACCACACGCACGCCCACCAAGCCGGCCACAAACACAUUACCGGCCCUCCCCGCCUCACUGGCUAUGCCCAUCUCUCAGGCCCCACGGAGCACAUCCACUCCACCCACACUUCCAGCCCUGUCCAUUCCCCGUCUGGGCCCCUGAGCAGACAAGGACAAUCAUUCCAUCAGGGAGAUUCGGGAAGCGUCGGACCAUCGACCCCUUGCUUGCAGAUGCGGGCAGGUGGGGGUCUAGCCCACGGGACCGUAAUCCGAAAGGCAGGGAUCAGGAUGGACCCCUCAACGAGCCCCCUCCCCUGCGUCCCUCCCCGUCUCUUCACCUCCUGUCUCUUCCUGCGAGUUUCCUGGCCUCGUCCCUGCUCGGUCUCCCUUUCGGCCGGUCCGCUCCCCACCCCUGCCGCUGCCACAUGGCCUCCAGGCCCCAGGCCCCGGACACUGCGGUCUGCCACCACUCUGGUUCCCGAGGAAGACCCCCCGAGAAAAGACCCCGGAGGCAUCGACAACCAGUCUCAGGUCGGGCCAGCUGGGGAGGAGGCCCUGACGGGCAGCACAGGAGGAGACGGGCCCGGGCCCCAAGCGGUCUGGGGUGGCCGGUGGGUCCGGCCAAGUGACAGGCCACCAUCGCAACACGGAAGGGGAUUGUUGGACAGUGACAAUUCGCAGGGGAGGACACAGUCCCCGGGAGCCAGGCUGGGCCCCUACCAAUCGGCGAGCAGAGUCAGCGUGGUGCCGGUGAGGGUGGGAAAAGAAGACGAAGCCUCGAAUGACCGGAAACACGUGGCGACUGCCGCCUUCACCGACUGGAGCCGCUCGGCGGGUGUCUCUGAGCGCCGUGAUUUCACCGCGAUGCGAAAGAGAAGGGAGAAAACCGACAGAUCAGAGACGCUCUUCAAACCCUUGACCGUCUCAGUGGCCGCCGUCCGGAGCCGGGAUGCUUCCCAAGGGCCGGGCACCGGAUCUGGGUCAGAGGAGCCCCCUCCCAGUCCCCUGACCCUAAGGGAAGCAUUGCAAGUGCACCGACCUCAGUUCAUCUCUCGCUCCCGGGAGCGUCUGGAGAAGCUGCAGCAUAUGGUCCAACAGAGGAAAGCCCAGCACCGUGGCGGAAAUGCAGGGACCCAACUGGCCGCCCCCGCCUCCACCCCCGCCCCUAAGAUGAGCAGGAAGAAGCAAUUCACGGUCCCUCACCCACUCAGCGACAACCUGUUCAAGCCCAAGGAAAGGUUCAUUUCGGAGAAGGAGAUGCACAUGAGAUCUAAAAGGAUCUACGACAACUUGCCCGAGGUGAGAAAGAAAAAAGAAGAGCAAAUGAAAAGAGUCAUUUUACAGACCAACCAACUCCGAGCUAAAGUCUUCAAAAAGCAACUGCUGGACCAACUCCUCCACAGAAACACAGACUAGCAAGGCUGAAGCUCCGGCCCACUCCCCUUCCCUGCACCCAGAAUGACUUUGGACUCUGGCUAAGCCACACACUCCAGCACCUCCGGUCCGAGCCGGGAAGCAUGAGGUCCGCCCUCCUCCCUCCGCAGCCUGUGGGAAAAGGAACACCAGUCCGAGAGCCAUCCCCAAGCCUGGACAUUCACAGCCACAUGACGGACUAAUUGAAGGAAUUUCGUGGCAGGGUGGCUUCCAUCCCACCCAUUUCUACCGCUGAGGCCCAGGCGGGGAAGGCUGUCAGAAAUGCAGCGAGCUCAUCCUUCCAAGGUUUCCUCCCGACCGCUUCCCGGAGGAAAAACCCACAAGAAAAUCAGGCUCAGCGAUCCUUAAGGAUGUAGCCGUUGGAGUCCAGCUGAUGUGAUGUGAAGUGAGCGGGGAGGAGGCCCAAGGCAACCAACUCGGGGGUCUACGGGCUGCCCCCAUCAUCAACGUGGCGGGCCGACGGAGCGAAGGAGAAUUCCAGGCAGAGACACCCGCCGUCACGCCCCUCCGACAGCCAGCCGCACCAUUUUCCUCUCCGGCCUCGCUCCUCACUGCUUCCUGCCCCUUGGCCGGGGUUUGACAGAUGCAGCUUCCAUAGGGGAUGGCAAAUUUGGAAAGAGAAACCUGCAGACAGAAAUAGCUGGAACAAGGGCCAAGUCGCUCCGGAGUUUCUUCGAAAACCUGCAAAAUGACAGUAACUGUGCUCUAUCUACCCACCUUGGGUUGCUUCCCAUGUCUGUUGGAAAGUUUAAAAGUAACUAGUUUUUUCUCCAAAAAGAGGAAAUAAACGUCAU
Messenger RNA from Tachyglossus aculeatus (Australian echidna), 2773 nucleotides. RefSeq names its product chromosome 3 C10orf90 homolog (gene C3H10orf90). The coding region runs from base 63 to 1961 and encodes 632 amino acids. Gene Ontology annotation, cellular component: cytosol; centrosome; centriole. The record is from RefSeq and is a predicted model, not a curated record. The transcript is spliced from 7 exons. Gene Ontology annotation, biological process: regulation of centriole replication. Lineage: Eukaryota; Metazoa; Chordata; Mammalia; Monotremata; Tachyglossidae.